GUGAAUGUACAUAGUGUAGGUUUAUGUUUACAAUUUGCCAAAAUGUCACAUUUGGACAACAAUCCGUCUUUUCAGGCUAUGGUUCGAGCAAGUGGGCUUGCAGAAGUAUGGACACACUCAACGGAUGCGUCUAAAUUCAACCAAUUUGGAUGGAGAUGUACUAAUAAGGAAACUGCGUACCGUAAUGAUACUUUAAUUGGAAAUUGGAAUGAAGAACGAUUCGAUAAUAAAAUCGUUGAAAAAGCGAAACCUCUACCAUCACAGCACAACCAUUACUUUGAGAGCACAUACGACCAGAGUUACAAUUACAAGCCAUACGAAGUUCCGAAAGAAUUAAAACACCUCAAAGCCCCACACCCAAACGCCUUCCCCGGGCAUCAGCCGGAGACGGACAGUCAGCCACUGAAGAGCAUCUACAACAGUUGGGAGACUACUACACGUGCAGGCUACGUGGACCCGAGGAUCCGGCAAAAUCCGCUUAGUUCCGCACCAGUGACACCACAAACGAAGGAACAGAAUUAAUGCAUUUUUAAGCUUAGACUAUUGUGUUGUUUCUUUUUUAUAACUUAUUUUUGGACUUAAAAUAAAUUAAGGGAAAAACUUUUCUCAUCUAAGCCAAGGAACACUUUUGAUGGUAGUUUAUUGAAAACAUACUUAAAACCGGGAUGUAGUUUCUUUUAUAACACGUAUGCUGUUCGGUUAUUACAGUUGCCAACGUUGUAGUUGUGUACAUUAUGAAAAUGAAAAUAAGGCGUCUGUGUUCAGUAUUGUAUAAGUAAUAUAAUGAAUGUGCACACUGUCAUAAUGUAGAUGUACAUUAUAGCUGUCUCUAUAGCUUUCUUUGGAUUAUUUGUCUUUGUGCAAACAUGUGAACUAUUCAAUAUGUUGGUGCGUGUGCAGUGUAACAUCUUAGUAUUUACAUCAGUAUUAACAUAUAUUUUAUUUCAACAGUAUUAUGCGAGAUGCAUGUUUAUUAUACUAAGCUGAUUUUAGUAAUGGUAACAUCGAACAUUCUGAUAUUUUUAAUGGUGAGUCAAACUCACUGUUAUACAUAGGUUAAAUGUUUUGAUAAUAACAAUAUUAAAGACACGAUGUUUUCCUAUGUUUAUGAACAUAACAUAGUAUUAAAGUAAUGGUUAAGAAGGUUCUUUGCAUAAUAUUUGUAUUACCUUUAACAGUAUUGUUUUGUUCUGUUCUAGUAGCAUUCUUUAAUAAUAGUUUGUUUACACUGUAAUAUACUUACAAUAUACUGUUGACUUUAUUUUUAUUUGCUCAAGCAUUUCUGUGAUUUGUCAGAGUUUUUAGAACAAUAUUUUAUUUCCAUAUCUUCUAAAAAAUGUUACAUGUUGUGAAUGUGUUUUAGUUAUAAACAAAUAUACAUAAUUA
Mya arenaria is the source of this 1386-nucleotide messenger RNA. Its product is annotated as UPF0686 protein C11orf1 homolog. NCBI's taxonomy places the organism in Eukaryota, Metazoa, Mollusca, Bivalvia, Myida, Myidae. Bases 43 to 522 code for a protein of 159 amino acids. The record is from RefSeq and is a predicted model, not a curated record. The transcript has 3 exons. Gene Ontology annotation, cellular component: nucleus.